UCCUAUGCGUACAGUAGCAAUAACCAUCCUCAGCUCUUCUCUAACCUCCACCGAAGUCCGAUCCCAGCCAUCUCUCCCUCUCUCUCUCUCUCUCUCUCUCGCAAAGCUUCAGAUCCAGCUUCCAUGGCGGCACCAGACCUGUUGUUCGGCCUGAGGAACAACUUCUACUUGGGCGCAUAUCAAGCGGCCAUCAACAACAGCGAUGUUCCUAACCUCUCCCCAGAAGACGCCAUCGAGAGGGACUGUCUCGUUUACAGAUCUUACAUUGCCCUCGGUAGCUACCAGCUUGUAAUCAACGAGAUCGAUUCCUCGGCCGCCACGCCUCUCCAAGCCGUGAAAUUGCUCGCUUUGUAUCUUACGAGUUCCAGUAACCAGGAAACUACAAUUUCGAGUAUCCACGAGUGGUUGGCAGAUCCAGCCAUUGGAAACAAUCCAAUCUUACGUCUUAUUGCUGGGAUUAUUUUCCUGCAUGAACAGGACUAUAAUGAAGCUUUGAAACACACUAAUGUUGGAGGAACCAUGGAGCUGCAUGCAUUGAAUGUCCAAAUAUUCCUUAAGAUGCAUAGAUCAGAUUAUGCAGAAAAACAGUUGAGGAUCAUGCAACAGAUUGAUGAGGACCAUACACUAACUCAACUUGCAAGUGCAUGGCUAAACUUGGCUGUGGGUGGAUCCAAGAUACAAGAAGCGUAUCUCAUUUUCCAAGAUUUUUCUGAGAAGUAUCAGAUGACUAGUUUGAUCCUGAAUGGAAAGGCCGUGUGCUGCAUGCAUAUGGGAAAUUUUGAUGAAGCUGAGUCACUGUUACUUGAAGCACUGAACAAGGAUGCGAAGGAUCCUGAAACACUGGCUAAUCUGAUCGUAUGCAGUCUUCACCUUGGGAAACCGUCUUCACGAUUCUUGAACCAGCUGAAAUUGUCACAUCCAGACCACAUGCUCGUCAAACGUGCAUCGUCUGCUGAAGAGAGUUUUGACAGAGCAGUCCAAACAAUUGCUUGAAGAAAGUAUGGGACUAAAAUCCAAGAGGCAACUGAUUUUUUUGUCAACUCUCAGUCCGUUUCACAUGUUUUUAUGCUUGAUAUCUGUUUUUGUAGCCUAUAAGACCAAUACUCGAAUCCUAUGAGAAAAAUAAUCUUCGGUGAAAAUAUUUGAAUCUGAAAUUACAUAGUUGGGAUUUGUUUCUUAUUUCUC
Camellia sinensis is the source of this 1185-nucleotide messenger RNA. RefSeq names its product coatomer subunit epsilon-1. Gene Ontology annotation, cellular component: COPI vesicle coat. Gene Ontology annotation, biological process: endoplasmic reticulum to Golgi vesicle-mediated transport; retrograde vesicle-mediated transport, Golgi to endoplasmic reticulum; intra-Golgi vesicle-mediated transport. Lineage: Eukaryota; Viridiplantae; Streptophyta; Magnoliopsida; Ericales; Theaceae. The record is from RefSeq and is a predicted model, not a curated record. Gene Ontology annotation, molecular function: structural molecule activity; protein binding.